AUGCCCUACCCAUAUGCCCUGCAGUGUCGGGAAAGCGCCUCAAAGGAUGUAGUGGUGAAGUAUGAUGUUGGGAUAAUGGCCGAUGGGACGGUCACCCGUGAACUCUCGGAGUGUGGAAAACACGCGAAGGGAAAUAUUUUUCUCGCUGCCUGCGAUGGAGAUGUGCCGGCCAUUCGAAUGUUUCUCAACGCCGGUGUGGAUAUUAAUAGCAUGGGCCAACCGGAUCCCCCGUAUGGUCCUUCCUUUGACCGGCGCACACUCUUUAGAGCCCCGCCGCUCUGCUUCGCCGCCGGCUACGGGCGAGAGAAGGCGGUCGCGGCCCUAUUGGAGGAGGGGGCGGAUGUGUUGAAGAGAUCCUCCACGGGAAUUAAACCAGUGGAGUAUGCGAGGCACCGCAGCUACACAGCCAUUGUAGAAAUGUUAGAGGCAGCAGAAGAGCGACAACGAGCUGCGCAAAAGGGGAAUAAACAGCAGGAACAGUCUUAG
Molecule: messenger RNA, 486 nt
Organism: Trypanosoma theileri
Lineage: Eukaryota; Euglenozoa; Kinetoplastea; Trypanosomatida; Trypanosomatidae
Product: ankyrin repeat protein
Exons: 1
Coding region: 1-486 (161 amino acids)
Source: RefSeq, a predicted model, not a curated record